Penicillium antarcticum is the source of this 2259-nucleotide messenger RNA. RefSeq lists its product as uncharacterized. The transcript has 2 exons. The coding region runs from base 1 to 2259 and encodes 752 amino acids. NCBI's taxonomy places the organism in Eukaryota, Fungi, Ascomycota, Eurotiomycetes, Eurotiales, Aspergillaceae. The record is from RefSeq and is a predicted model, not a curated record.
AUGAUGUGGAAGCCUUCGCUAUUACUGGCAUUGGCUUGCGUAGUCACCACUUCGGCUCUACCCCAUGCCCCAGAUCAUCCCAAUCAGGGCAAUUCGUGCCCGGUGAAUGAGGCCGAGGACAACAUUGGUGAUCUUGUUCGCUUGAUCCGAAAAUGCCCAGAAGGCCACUUUUUUUGUCGUGAACUCAUUCAUGAGACAUGCGAGGUUGUCACCAAAAUCAAGACGGUGAAUCCAGCGCCAAAGACUGUCAGGGUCACCGAGACUAUCACCGACCACUCUCACCAAGUGACAUCGACCUCAACCGAACGUAUUACCUCUACAAUUGUGAAGUCACCCACUAGCACCACCACUCUCCAUACGACUUCGACUUCGACUCACACUGUGCCUGUGACGGCCACUGACUUGUCCACCCUGACGACCACUGAUAUUUCUACUGUCUUCUUGACCGAGCCGGACUAUGAAACAAUCACAGUACCAGUGACGAGCUUCAUCACAAACACAGUCACCAAAGCAAUUACUGAUUAUGCGGCUGCCACAAUCACUCAGUCUUUUACGGAUACCACCACCGAAACAUUUACGAACACUAUCACCGACUACUCGACGGCCUAUGUCACAGCAUUCAUUACUGACCUUGCAACCGACUAUGUCACCAAUCUCUACACCAAUUUUGCGACUGUUACUGCGACUAACUUCCAUACCGACACUGUGACCCUUUCCUUUACUGAUACUGCCACUGCAACGGCCACCAACACUAUCUUAUUAACCACUACACAAGAGGUGGAUGUUACUGCGACAGAUACUCAAUCCGAGACGACUACUCAGACUGACUUCGUCACUACAACUAACACGAUCCCCGCGACCGCGAUGGAAUAUACCACUGCUACCAUAACUACCGUUCAGACUGAUGGUAUCACUGUAACGACAACCACCAUGGCUACUGUUGCUCCAGCAAAGAGAGACGUGAUUGAUGAGCGUGCUGGUCUGUUCACUCCUUCUCUGUUGAGAGGCAUUGAUACCACUCAUCUAUCGCGUGCAUGCUCGAUCUUGUUUGAUGAGGAUCGGGGUUCGACCGUGUAUACCACAAAGACUCUUGCAACUCCCACAAUUACUAAGACUCUCACUACUCAUACCGUGGCUCCUGGGGUAUACACUGUUUACAUCACCAAAUUCACAACCGAGUUUGUUACAAAAAAGGCACCCGUGUUGACUACCGUCAAGACUGACACUGUCACUACCAAUGUCAUGAAGACGGUGACUAUUAUGGCAACUUCAUCUAUCACCGCCUCUUCGACCACCACCGCCACCGAUAUCUCCACAGUGACAGUCACGGUUGACAGUCCUACUACCGAAACCGAUGUUGUCACGGCCACAUUAACCAGCGACGUGACGACCUCGACCACUUUGGAUGUAACAGCCCAAGAAACUGCCUCUGUGACUGAGAAUGUCACGCAAGACGUGACUGCGACUGGGACAACUGAUGUCACAACCACUCAAACAAAUACAGAGACUGUUGAUAUUACGACAAGCCAGACAACUACCGCAACAGCCGAUGUUACCGCUACCGAAACAGCGUCUCUGACGAUCACAGAAACCUCAACAACAACCGUUGACGUGACCCAGGUAGCAACAAUCACCUCCACUUCGUCAUUGACUGUCACCGCCACAGUACCUGUAACUCUUCAAACCACGAUUGCCAACACAGUCGAUGUCACCAGCACCGCUUUCGCCACAUCAACCAUCGACGUGACCGUCACGCAAACAGUGUCAACAACCACAACCAUCACCGUCACCUCAACGGCCACCAGCUCCCCAACCUGCGGCGUGAACGUCGUCUCAAACCAAAAUUUCGCCGGUGCAGCCCUCUCUCCUUGGGCCUACUCUUCCACAGGCAACGGCAGGUAUGCGUUCGUUGCCGGUGUCAACACUCCUUACGCAAUCGAUCUCUACACAAGUGGUGUCGGUAUAAGCACGCCAAUGAUCAAACAGGCAAUUCCCACUGUUGUUGGCAAAACCUAUACCAUUUCUUUGUACUAUUUGGUGUCAAAUGGAAAUUCUGCCUCGACUUUCCAGAUAUCAUUCGACAACACCUACGCAACUUUGUACUCUGUCAAUAUUGGAGCCUCUAUUAGAAAUGUUUGGAAGCCUUUCCAGGGCUCUUUCGUGGCAUCAUCCAGCUCUACUACGUUGUCACUCAAAUUUGUUACGAAUACGCUUGCGUCGGUUUAUAUUGACACGGUUUCGGCUGUGACACCGUGUUGA